UCGCAUUCUCAUUGGUGGGCGACGGCAAGGAGCACUCCGAGGCAGCCAUUUCCAACGAGCUGGCGGGGGGCGAAAGAUGGCGACGCCCCUCGGGUGGUCGAAGGCGGGGUCAGGAUCUGUGUGUCUCGCCUUCGAUCAACUGCGGGACGUGAUUGAGUCUCAGGAGGAGUUGAUCCACCAGCUGAGGAACGUGAUGGUUCUCCAGGAUGAAAAUUUUGUCAGUAAAGAAGAGUUCCAGGCAGUAGAGAAGAAGCUGAUGGAAGAGAAAGCUGCCCAUGCCAAGACGAAGGUCCUCCUGGCCAAGGAAGAGGAGAAAUUACAGUUUGCCCUCGGAGAGGUAGAGGUGCUGUCCAAGCAGCUGGAGAAAGAGAAGCUGGCCUUUGAAAAAGCGCUCUCCAGUGUCAAGAGCAAAGUCCUACAGGAGUCCAGCAAGAAGGACCAGCUCAUCACCAAGUGCAAUGGAAUCACAUGUCCGACUUCCGGAUCCAGAAGCAGCAGGAGAGCUACAUGGCCCAGGUGCUGGACCAGAAGCAUAAGAAAACCUCAGGAAUGCGUCAGGCCCGCAGCCACCAGCAUCCCAGGGAAAAAUAAAAUGGCUACUGCCUUCCUGUUCUCUGGCUGUAAUCCCCAGCCUCUGCCUGCUCUGCUCUGCUCUGAGAGUCCCCAGCCUCUAGCCCCUGAUACUUCCCUCCCUCUUGGGUAGUAGCAGGGGUCCACAGGGUAGGCACUUGUAGCCUAGGGGAGGAGCUAGGUCUUUGUUGUCUGGUAGGCACCACCCCUUCUUUGGGUAUUUAAUCCCUUCCUAUAUAAACAGCCCUUAUUACCCAGUAACAUCACACCCCACUCUCAGUGUCUUGGUAAAUUUAACUCUUUCAACUUGACUACAGGGUAGGAAGCCCUGACCAGAAACUUCAAAGACAGGGUGUUCCAGAACUACAAGGAAUUUGGGAAGUCAGUUUCCA
Sapajus apella (tufted capuchin) is the source of this 962-nucleotide messenger RNA. It is a transcript of the gene SPATA24, whose product is annotated as spermatogenesis associated 24. The transcript has 5 exons. NCBI's taxonomy places the organism in Eukaryota, Metazoa, Chordata, Mammalia, Primates, Cebidae. Gene Ontology annotation, cellular component: nucleus; cytoplasm. The coding region runs from base 77 to 703 and encodes 208 amino acids. The record is from RefSeq and is a predicted model, not a curated record. Gene Ontology annotation, molecular function: DNA binding.